GAGGCACUUCCGCCCUGACUUCACUGAACAUGACGCAGAAACUAGGCGUAAAACGGGGUUAGCCAGGUGAGCAGUGUUUUCAAACGUCUCCGUUAAGGUUAUUAAACACUAUGCCUUUUUAACAAUGUUUCGUUUAUUCUAACCGAAAACGUUAUACCUCAAACACAAUCUGAGCGUUUGAGGGCAGUGUUGGGUUUCCCCACGGGUGGGAACGCACCACUAGUCAAACACGUCAGCAUAGAUCCUGCCAGCCAGUCAGCAAACAUGGCGGACAUAGGACGGCACUGUCAGUGACUUCACAGCCGCCUGACGCUCGCUCUGCAGUACGGUGCCCCAAACACCGCGACAGCUUCCUAACCGUGUGUGAGAUGGAGGAUGUGGAGAUCUCAGAUGUUAAUGAUGGAGACUCGCCCCACCAGGUGGAGAAGGCGCCUCUCAAAAACCCGGAUCUGACCCUCCUGAGCCUGAACGUGGGAGAGCUGCUGUCCCUGUAUGGAUGGUACCUGCUCAUCGGAACUGUGCUGGUCUACCUGCUAAUCCAGUACCUGAGCAAGAGGAGAUCCAGCCAGGGCCCGCGCAGCCCCCCACCAACACCGCAAGACGCUGCCCUAGUGGCCAGGAGACAGGAAGCCAUGGAAGCAGCUAGGAUGAAGAUGCAAGAGGAACUCGAUGCCAAAGCUUCCAUCUUCAGAGAGAAACAGAAACAGCAAGAAGAAGAAAAGCGGAGGCAGAAAAUUGAGAUAUGGGACAGUAUGCAGCAGGGGAAGAGUUUCAGAGGAACUGCCAAAGCUUCUCAGCCCCCGGCAGAGGCCAGCUCCUCCGCUGCAGCCGGACCAAAGCCCGACAGGAAGCCCCUCCGCAGUGCAGACUACAGUCCCCUGAGUGGACAGGGGGGGGGCUCCUGCACCUUUAGGCCUGGCAGGAGGGGUCCGUCAUCUGGUGGGUGAGGUUAAAGAAGGUCAGAGACGUUGGUCUGUAUGACCCUUGACCUCUGACACCUUCAUGUGCAAACUGACUGGAGGGGCUCACACUUCAUUGAGAUGUUGUUGUUUUUUUACUCCUGUUUGAUUCCGUGUUUACUCUGUCCUCUCUCAAAGAUGACGUGAUAAUUGUGCAUCUUGAAGUUGAAAGCCUGUAAUGAAGCCACUCCUGUCAGCGGUGUGUCACCAACAGGUUUGGCUGACGAACUUCAGUCAGUGUGUUUUUUCUCAUAUGUUUGAAUAUGUUUUCCUUAAUGUGUUCCAGCUAAGCUUUUCAGAUGUAUGUAACGAAAGCAGUUGUCGCUGGUGGACAUGUGGUCGAUUAUUAAAAAUAUUACAUCCAGUUAAUGUUUUCAUCUGUCCAAAUGCGAGGGUAUUUCUACACUGUCCUGCACAUUUGUUAUGUAAAAUAAAAAUGUGAUCACCA
Messenger RNA from Eleginops maclovinus (Patagonian blennie), 1407 nucleotides. RefSeq names its product selenoprotein S (gene selenos). Gene Ontology annotation, cellular component: endoplasmic reticulum membrane; Derlin-1-VIMP complex; Derlin-1 retrotranslocation complex. Bases 369 to 947 code for a protein of 192 amino acids. The transcript has 6 exons. Lineage: Eukaryota; Metazoa; Chordata; Actinopteri; Perciformes; Eleginopidae. The record is from RefSeq and is a predicted model, not a curated record. Gene Ontology annotation, biological process: retrograde protein transport, ER to cytosol; endoplasmic reticulum unfolded protein response.